Molecule: messenger RNA, 677 nt
Organism: Hipposideros armiger (great roundleaf bat)
Lineage: Eukaryota; Metazoa; Chordata; Mammalia; Chiroptera; Hipposideridae
Gene: MALT1-AS1
Product: MALT1 antisense RNA 1
Source: RefSeq, a predicted model, not a curated record
GCGCCCCCGACUCCCCGCCACCUCCGCCAGCCUCCUCCAACCCCGGCCCUCGGGCGCUCGGUCCAAGAUCCCGCUGAGCCUCCGCAGCAGCGGCUCCGGGAGACGGUUGAGGGUCGCGCUGCCCGGAGCUGGGAGCGGCAGCCCCGAGGGCGCGGCCGGAGGCGGCUGCGAGGCCAGGGGCGGCAGGGCCUGCAACAGCUCCACGCACGGCGAUGUGUCCCGCGCCGGAGACCCCGCCACUGCCGCUGCUCCCGCGGGCCACAUCGCGGGUCUCGGCUCCAGCGCACCUUCCCUCGCUCGCCUGGGCGCCGCGGAGGCAGGGGCGGAAGGACAAACCGGGCGGCGCUGCACCGCACUCGGAGGAGGAAGCUCCGCUCCCCGCCCCGCCGAGACAGCUUUGCAAAGAGAAGCCGGGCGGACCGGAAUCGCCUGGUUUCCUCCAAGUCAGACUGCCACCCACAAUCUUCAUAAUCAAAGCAGGCAAGCUUAUAGAGAACGCCCUCCCCUGGAAGGGUCAAGAAUAGAUGAAAUAAAUGCAGACUGCACUUAAGCUCGUUUUCCCAAUUUUAGCAAUAUUCAAGGUCGUUUUCCCAUUGGAAACUAUAGGGUCGUUUGGGACAAAAGCAAGCAACUUACAAAGUGUGACCAGCCACAAGGCUUCCUGGCCCAGCUUCUAG